Messenger RNA from Pungitius pungitius (ninespine stickleback), 2205 nucleotides. RefSeq names its product Aly/REF export factor (gene alyref). Gene Ontology annotation, cellular component: nucleus. NCBI's taxonomy places the organism in Eukaryota, Metazoa, Chordata, Actinopteri, Perciformes, Gasterosteidae. Gene Ontology annotation, biological process: mRNA export from nucleus. Gene Ontology annotation, molecular function: mRNA binding. The transcript is spliced from 6 exons. The record is from RefSeq and is a predicted model, not a curated record. Bases 748 to 1602 code for a protein of 284 amino acids.
AUGAGAAAAUAAGAGGAAUGGGCAGAAAAGGAGCAAACCGUCGGCAGACCUGAAAAUGCCUGGUUAACGUCCUUCUAUUCUCCAGUGGGCUUGCUAGCUAACCAUCUAGCUAGCCUGCCAAUCAAGCGAAUAAAAGGUUCGCUGUAACCGCAGAGUUUCCCUCGCGGAGGCUCUAUGAUUUGCGGUUAAAAAAAAUAAUGGAAGUUGUAUGCGUAGUGUGUCCCUUCUCCCACCACCCAUUUGUGUUACAUCAUUUUUUUUUCAAGAGGAGGCCUUUUGGAGGAGCGAGCAUGUUAGCCACAUUGGCUAACUAGCUCAGGCUGGAUCGUGAAGGCCUCGACGGCGCCAUUUCGAGUCCGACACCUUUUUUUUUUAAAUUAGAGCUAGUCGUCCUGGGUCUGUAACGGCUUUCCACCCCAGCUGUCGGAAUGACGAUGAAAGGAAGCCACUUCAUCGACAUAAUUCGCCCUCCAAAAUGUUUUUUUUUCCCACACCACUUUUGGAGCGUAGUUUUUUUUUGUCCUUGUACCUACGCAGCGUCCGGGCGGCUUUUGUUCGGAGGUGGCUGGGUUUCACGACAAGGCCUCUUCGUUGGCUUUCCAACCAGCGUGGCCGUUGCUUGUGGAUGGAUCGGUGGACUUCUACCCCCCCUGAUAGUGUUCACCCGAGGCACAACCUUCACUCCUUAAGUGUGAAUGAGUUUAGACGAGCCCAACAAAGCCCCAGUCAAAAUGGCGUGGUCUCAAAAUGGACGCACAGAUAAUCCACGCUCUCGUAGAGGGGAUAGCUGGCCCUUAUCUGGUUGCUUUUCCAAACCAUCCCUUCAUCUUAUGGACCACUCCCCCCCCCCCUUCAACGGGAAAGCCCGUUUCGUGGCUUGGUAAAGAACUUUUGGUCGUGCCAGGAAUCGCGGUGCAACGCUGGAGGCAAUGCUGCUUCAGAUGGCGACGCCCUGUGUACCCGAGGAUCACAUCUGGAGGGCCUUUGGUGGAGGCGCAGAUGGCAAGAGAACAAUGGGCAACACUGCCCAAACAGCUUCCAGAUAAGUGGCAGCAUGACAUGUUUGACAACGGCUUCAGUGGAUUCAGUGGACCUGCUGGAGGCGGUGGAGGAGCCGGCGUUGAAACUGGAGGGAAGCUCCUAGUCUCCAAUCUGGAUUUUGGGGUGUCCGAUGCCGACAUUCAGGAACUUUUUGCAGAGUUUGGAACCCUGAAAAAGGCAGCAGUUCAUUACGACAGAUCAGGAAGAAGCCUGGGAACCGCAGAUGUCCACUUUGAAAGGAGGACAGAUGCCCACAAAGCCAUGAAACAGUACAAUGGCAUCCCACUUGAUGGAAGGCCGAUGAACAUACAGCUAGUUACGUCACAGAUUGACACACAGAGGCGACCUAUGCAGGGCCUGAACAGAGGUGGCGGAGGAGUUAUGAACAGAGGCCGUGGCGGCGGGUUCAGAGGCAUGCAGAGAGGCCGCGGAGGACGGGGCGCACCCGGCGCCGGCGGCAGAGGUCGGGGUGGUCGUGGCGGUGCCAGCAAACAGCAGCUGUCAGCAGAGGAACUUGAUGCUCAGUUAGACGCCUACAACGCCAGGAUGGACACCAGCUAAGAAAUGACGCUCUUAUGGUUUUGUUAUCCCUUCAUGUCUGCACAGAAGGGCCGUUGUUACAAAUGUGCAGAAUAUUUUACACAUGGUUGUCUUCUGAUGUGAUUUUGAAAUUGUUGUUCCCAACCUCUUCUUUUAAAUGCCCAGUAUUUUUUACCAGUUUUUUUUUUUUUUUUCCUGGCUAAAAUGGUUUUGGCUCUGUAGGUUCAUGUGAAUUGGUUAUGCCAAUUCUUUCUUCUACCAUGUAGUUAAUGACUCUUGUAAUAAAACCUACAGUGCAUAUUAACCAAAAACUGUUUUGUGUCCAUUGUUUUUGAAAUACUGUUCAAUUUGGGUUUUAAAAAAAAGAUUUGUCUUACACAGAAUUCAGUCUAACUAUUCCAUGUGUAUUGGUAAACAUGUGCAUAAACUCUGUUUUACAUGGGAUAUAAAGGAAUAUAUUUGCUAUUAAGCAAUGCCUCAAUGUUACUGGAUACAUGUUUUUUUUCAAAUCGUGUAAUAGAAAUUUUGACAUCUAAUUCCCAAUGGGCCAUGAUUUUAUGACUAGUACUUUACAUGUAUUUUUAACCCAAAGUUACCGAUUGAAAUAUUAAAUGAAUAACAACU